AGUGCUAGGUUCUUUUCUGAACUAAUGGCAGCCACGAAAAAGGCUUCCCCUAAGAAGGCCACACCGACUAAGGUGAAGAAAGCUUCCAAGACUAAGAAGGAUGAUGGCAAACCAAAGGUCAAGAGAGCACUGAGCGCGUACUUCUUCUUUAUGCAAAAGAACCGUGAAAGAAUAAUGAAGGAGAAUGGUCUCCAGAGUAGGGAUAUUGGCGAGCUCGGGAGGAAGAUGGGAGAAGCUUGGAAAGGGAUGAAAGACAAUGAUAAAACUCCAUAUGAGAAGUUGGCCGCUGAGGACAAGAAACGUUAUGAGCGUGAAAAGAAGGCCGUUGGCCUAUAAUUUUGUCAAGUACUUGAUUGAAGCAAAUUGAACGUAGACUGCCUUGGUCGAUUGUGCACAUCUUGGCCUAGCGCCUGAAAUGUGAUUAAUGAGAACUUAG
Messenger RNA from Perkinsus marinus ATCC 50983, 436 nucleotides. Its product is annotated as Nonhistone chromosomal protein, putative. The transcript is spliced from 3 exons. The record is from RefSeq and is a predicted model, not a curated record. Lineage: Eukaryota; Perkinsozoa; Perkinsida; Perkinsidae. The coding region runs from base 25 to 336 and encodes 103 amino acids.